Messenger RNA from Panicum hallii, 1081 nucleotides. RefSeq lists its product as uncharacterized. The transcript has 2 exons. The coding region runs from base 504 to 1046 and encodes 180 amino acids. The record is from RefSeq and is a predicted model, not a curated record. Gene Ontology annotation, molecular function: nucleic acid binding; zinc ion binding. Lineage: Eukaryota; Viridiplantae; Streptophyta; Magnoliopsida; Poales; Poaceae.
UAAACCUACUCUGGUUUAAUUCUUUGUUCAUGCUUAUUAAUGAGAAUAACAUGAACACGUGCACAUAUAUUGUACACACCUUAUCACUCAUUUAUAUCAUGAAAUUGAUAUUAAUAUUUGGAAUUAAAAUAUACCGAAAAUUGCCUAGAUUUCUAACAAUCCAAAAACCUAAUUUUGUUAAUAGGCUUUCGGUAUCUAGCUUUGCUGCAUCAAUCAAACCACCACCAUUUGAUGGUUCAAAUUACAAACGUUGGCAAGAGCGGCUUAUACUAUGGUUAACACUAUCGAGAGUGAUCCAUGUGAAAGAGGGUAAGCCUGAAUAAUUCUCUCCAGAGGAAGAGAGUGCGUUCAAUGAGGCUGAUAUCCUCUUUCGAGGCUUGAUCAUUAGUGUUCUCGGUGAUAACCUGGUGGAUUCUUAUAUCCGGCUGCCAACUGGCAAAGCAUUGUGGGAUGCUCUUGAGGCUCAAUAUGGAGUAUCUGACGCCGGGAGUGAGUUGUAUAUCAUGGAGCAGUUCCUUGAGUACAGGAUGGUCGAAGACCGUUCUGUAGUGGAACAGGCUCAUGAAAUACAUACUCUGGCAAAAGAUCUCAAAAAUUGCAGCAAAGAGUCCCCAUGUGUGUUACCCAAUAAGUUUGUGGCCGGAGGUAUAAUCUCUAAGCUGCCACCUUCUUGGAGGGACUUUGCUACUUCUCUAAAACACAAGAGACAGGAGUUCACAAUAGAUGGACUCAUAGGGACUCUUGAUGUUGAGGAGAAGGCGAGAGCAAAGGACAUACGUGGGAAAGGAGUUGUUGGUGCUUCAAGUGCCAAUCUUGUUCAGAAGAACAACUCCCACAAGAACAAGAAAAAGCCACCGCAGAACCAACCAAAGACUAAGAAGACAACCACUUUUAAGAAGAAGAAGAAGACGGGAGCUUGCUAUGUGUGCGGUAGUACGGAUCACUUUGCUGCAAAGUGUCCGAACCGCAAAGGCAACGACUCCGCCAACAUGGUUAUUAGCGAGCCUGGAGGAACAUCGGGACCGGCGGGACUUCCUCCUUGCUGAUGGGGAACGGAUCGCAUGCGCGUGUUCUUGGUGUU